ACCGCUCCUACAGUAAAUAUUUGUGUUUGCUCAACCCGGCUGUAAUGGUGGACGACUGAAGCAGGGGAAACGGAAUACAACUAGAGAGAAGAAAGAGAGGAACACGGUUUGAAAGUCUGUUUCAGAGCCAAGUCGACACGGACUUCGUCGAAAAUGGAUGAACUCAAACAUCAAGUCAUGAUUAACCAGUUCGUCCUGACGGCGGGCUGUGCGGCAGACCAGGCGAAGCAGCUUUUGCAAGCGGCACAUUGGCAGUUCGAGACUGCUCUCAGUGCCUUUUUUCAAGAAACAAAUAUUCCAUAUGGCCAUCAUCAUCAAAUGAUGUGCACCCCAGCCAACACACCAGCGACGCCCCCGAACUUCCCGGACGCGUUGACCAUGUUCUCCAGGCUGAAGGCGUCUGAGAGCUUCAACAGCGGCAGCGGCGGCAGCCCCAUGGCAGCGUCCAUGGCCACCUCACCCCCGCCACCCCAGAUCGGCGGCUGGGGCGUCUCACCAAACGUACCUAAUGUGCCGCAGCCUCCACAGGGACUCUGGACUCAGGGGCAACCCCCCACGCAGCCCUGCCCCGCCUGGCCCACGGGGGUGAACCCUCACACAGGCGCGGAGCAGAAAGCUAGUGUAGCAAUGGAGGCAGAGAGAUGAAGGGCAGCACGGGACUGAAAACAACCCCCUUUUCCAACUUGGAGGGGGGGGAGGAGGGAGGGAAGUGGCAGGGAGGGGGUUAAUAGGGUGGUGAAAAUGUCGGUAUAAAGGGGUUUGGGCUUUUUUUCCCCCGAAAGACGGAUGGAUAUGGAAUCUACGCAAACAAAGAAAAACUCAACAUGGACAAUUUAAGAAGAGGAGAAAAAAACCAAUGCAAAAUAUCAGUACAAAAAUAGACAACAAAAAAAAAGAAACGCACACAUAUAGUAAUAAGAGAGCAAAUGAAAUCUUUGUUAGUUUUUCCUAAGUAAAAGCAUAGAUAAGAGAAAUAUUAUUGAACUAAAAAAACAGAAAUUGAAAGAAAAAAAAAAAUUGUCGCGCCCAAGGAUUCUAUGUGAUGUUGAAGAACUUUCAAGGCAGCAAUCUUAAUUUUCAGUUUUUAUUUUGAUCUUUUUUUUUUUUUCAUGGUUUCAGCCAGUGUGUGUUUUUUUUCGGCCACUGGUGUUCUGUGUUUCUGUCUGUGCUGCAUGAGGAGAGGGGGACUUGCAUUGCAGUGUUUGAGAUUGACUCAGAAAUCAACACGCACUUGUGUGUGAGUGUGUGUGCAUGUUGGGGGGAGGGAGGGAGGGAGGGGGGGGCAGUUUGUAAUCAAAAUGUAUACACACACACACAAAUAUAUAUAUUCUCACAGACACACAUAAAAAACACACGCAUUAGCGUUCAGAGGAAAACGCCUCCUACUGUCAUCCCCAUCGUCAAAGGUGGGACUUUUCUUACCUCACCUGGUGGUCACCUGACUUCUUUCAGCCAAUCAGGGAUUCUUGUUAAACCAACCGUUGCCGCAGCAGGAAGUUUUUAAAGGUUUUUUUCUUAAAGGCAGCAGCCACUCUGGUUUAUGCUACCAAAUUCCUAGCUGCGCAGGCUUUUCCUGACAGUUUUAAACCUGGACUCAGACUACAGUUGUCCACUGUACCCUUUUUUUCUGGAGAUUUGGGUUAUUACAAGAAAAGCGUAAUCAUGGUUUAAUAUAACAUCGUCUAAAUGCUUAUUGUUUUGGUUUUGUUGAAAGGUUAAAGGAGGUGGCUUUGAAAAGUGAGCGGGACUUCAGGUUGAUUUUCUUUUUUCUUUUCUUGAAGAGUGAAUCAAACGCAGCUGAAACAGCUACAGAAUAAAAAGAAAAAAAACACGACUACUCCAUCUUUGUAAACAGAAUUGCCACUUUGCAUGAUGUGUUCAUAACGUGUAACAAUCUUUUGUAGCAAACAUACAAGAGGUCGAGAAAUGUUUAUUGAGGGUGGGUGGAGUUAAAGAUGAGGGUGGGGUGGUGGGUCUCAUACCCAAAGCUUAUAGAAAUGCAAUAGAGGAUAUUUUCUCUAUAAAUGAGUCGAAUCAGCACUGUCUCACUGUAAAAGCAAAAAUGUUUUGUUAGACAUGAGAAACAAAAAGAAAAGAAAAUGGGUAUGUAUGGGGCAGCUUUGGGAAGCCCACCACAGGGGACACUACAGACUACUUUCAGAUAUAAAGUAUAUAUUCACCCUCAGAUUCUGUACUACAGAGGGGUUUUUACAACACUUAGGUCUCCAAUUUUUGACCGGUCUCUGGUCCUGGACAGUUCAGGGAUGACCCUGGUAUACGGCAAUAUUUUAAAAAAGCAGGGUGUGCCCCUUUUUUUAAUUUCUCCUGUUUGGAUUUCUGUUUUCAUUUGAUUAAAAAAAAGAGAGCGUGAGGUAAGAGAUAUUUUGAAUAGCUGGAGGGGUCUUUUUUUAAAAAAAAAACGAUAAGAGGGUGAUUGGGGAAAUGAUAAAUAUAAUAAUGGAUUUUUAAAAAAAAAGCAAGUUCCUUUGUAUUAUUUAGACUAAACUAAUGUUUGAGUUCAUCCUUUUCCAUGCUUCAUACUUUAUUUGGUUAAAUCAGAGUGUGUCUGGGUGGGCCUGUUCCUUAAUGGUUUCUCAUGUACGUUUCCCCACUUGUAUGACUGUAUGAGACCAUUCCCACAAUAUUUGUGGACUACCUGAUAAUUAACUUAUCAUUUUUGUGAACCUAAAUAAAUAUUGUAUGUCAACCUAA
Molecule: messenger RNA, 2712 nt
Organism: Labrus mixtus (cuckoo wrasse)
Lineage: Eukaryota; Metazoa; Chordata; Actinopteri; Labriformes; Labridae
Gene: ubald1a
Product: UBA-like domain containing 1a
Exons: 3
Coding region: 154-645 (163 amino acids)
Molecular function (GO): protein binding
Source: RefSeq, a predicted model, not a curated record